This is a messenger RNA of Zonotrichia albicollis (white-throated sparrow), 1818 nucleotides long. NCBI's taxonomy places the organism in Eukaryota, Metazoa, Chordata, Aves, Passeriformes, Passerellidae. The record is from RefSeq and is a predicted model, not a curated record.
CUCUGCAGAAGACAGGAGGUGGCACAACUGUAGGAGAAAAUGCUCUCCCCAUCUCUCCUGUCUUCUUCCCAGUGAAAGCAGCACGCUUCAUGAGCUGCCGUGGCAAACUCAGUUCACAGGACCCCUGGUGUGGGUGGUCUGGACUUGUCCCAGCGGGGGGACAAAUCUGUGUUCCAGGGGCUGCCACCAAGCCCACCACCAGCCACUCUGGGGACAAGUGCACACAGAGGCCUUUCAUCUCCCCAGGGAGGGGGGCACCCGCGCAGCUCGGGAUGGCACACUGGCCAUUGGCCUUGAAAGGGCCAAUUGAGUGCAGCUGAGGUCAUCUCCCAGCGUGUUUACCCUGUGGCUGGAGCCCCUGGAUGCAGCCAACACCCAGGCUGUCUCUGCCACUGCGAGCUGGGGGGACGCAGCCACAGGCAGAGCCAGCAUCUGGAGCAGAGGGGCUGGAGCAGGGUCAGGGGUGGCAUGGCCUUCCAGCCACCGUACUCCCCGAGCCUCUUCAGACGGAGGGACUGCGCCUCCGGAGCCAGCGUGGUGGCCAUUGACAACAAGAUCGAGCAGGCGAUGGAUCUUGUGAAAAAUCAUCUAAUGUAUGCCGUACGGGAGGAAGUGGAGGUCCUGAAAGAGCAAAUCAAGGAACUGUUGGAGAAAAACUCCCAGCUGGAGCGUGAGAACAGCCUCCUGAAGACCCUGGCCAGUCCUGAGCAGCUGGAGAAGUUCCAGUCGCGGCUCCCGGCAGAGGUGCUGUGCCCCGAGGAGCAGAGCCCCGGGGUGGCUGCCCCGGCUCAGCACUCCGGGGGCUCUGCGGUGUAAGGUGGCUCUGUCCUCGGGGUGGGCAGAGCCACAGAACUCUUUCUACUUAAUCUCCUGCAAAAUCGUUUCCACCUUCAUCUCACACGAAGGACUGCCAGACCCUGGCACUGCGCCGUGCCCCUCGGGCAGCCCUGGCCAGCCCACAGAGCCAGUGGCCAUCUCCGUCAUGAGGAUGCUCUUCUGCGAGGAGGACAGGGGCAGCUGGCCCCCCUUCCCCAUCCAGCCGCCCCCCAGGUGCCAGGAGGAGAUCUGGGGUGCCUGUCCCAGCAGGCAUGGGCAGUCUUUGGCACCAUGACGGUAACCUGCGGUUGGAAGGAGCGCACGCCAGGCCCCAGGCCGUGGUUGCAUUCUGCAGGGGGUGUCUCUUUCUGGCAAAGCCUGGCACUGGAGGGAAAUCCAUGUUUAGUGAGCAAAGCAGAUGUGUCCCGUGAGCCACCCAGGAGCCUGCUGGAACCCAACCCAGACUGAGCAGCACCAGGGGUGGCAGCUGCAGCGUAGACCGUGGCGGAACGCACAGCAGUGUGAAGAUUACAAGAAAAAAAAGCUUGUUUUGUUAGUUUGGGCAUCUUCUGUAGCUGUAUCUAUGUAUAAACAUGUGCACGAGGUGCCUGUGAGGCUGUGGGGUGCCCGCUCUGGGUCAGCCAUGCCCAUCUCAACAUCUGGGGCAUUUGAAGGCAGACUGGGAUGGUGAGCACCUGGCAGUGGACAGCCAGCUAUUGUGAGUGGCACCAAGGAGGGGGCAGAUUCACUCCUCUCUGGCAUCCUGCCUGACAGAACCGUGCGACAGCGCUGGGAGGAUCUGGACUGAGCACUGGGCAGAGCCACAAGGCAGGUUGUGCUCUAACCCACCGGGGUGGAGGAGCCAGCCCGUGUUCCUGGGCUCCCCUCUGUCCCUGGCCCGUUCUCUGGGAUGUGAUGGGACAUUGCUUUUGAUGUCAGAAGUGGUGACACUGUUGUGUAAAUCUAGAUAGAAAUGGCAAUAAACUCUACUUUUUAUAUAUA